Messenger RNA from Hydatigera taeniaeformis, 438 nucleotides. The record is from the annotation of a GenBank genome assembly. NCBI's taxonomy places the organism in Eukaryota, Metazoa, Platyhelminthes, Cestoda, Cyclophyllidea, Taeniidae.
AUGAGUGAGAUGCUUUCCUCCAUGAGUAAGGAGUACCGAGAAAUCGCACAACAGUUGCAGAGAUCUCGACCGGAUUUGCGCUAUCCAGACCUCUACGUGGAGAUGUACGAAAUUGGAGAGAGCACAUUUGCGCAACACUCACUCAUGAGUGUGUCUGCACUAACCGCUCAAUCCACCACCGAUGCCACAAAUGUAACACACUUUCCGUCGGCUUCCACGUUGAUUCAGCAGCCUGUUGCUAUGCUUCCGUCAAUUUCACAUAGUGUUCCCUCCUCCUCCACAGCUCAUUGGUCGAUUGCGUCGAACAGCAUUAAACCCGAGGAUUCUGUGUGGUCCAUUCAAGAUCACUGGAAUGACACCACACCCUCCAUCUCGUCAGCCAGUCCCUACCAAAUCUCCAACUUUCUAGACUCCAACCGCCCGCCUACGCAACCAUAG